ACACACCUUAGGGUCAUUGUUUACAUCCAUCUUUACAUGCCAUUUCUGCCCGUGUGUUCCUGCACAGUGGAGCUGUAGAAGAGACAGAAACAUCUCAGCGCACAGCAUCUCUCAACCAGACGGGAAACCUUGUUGGCUCUAGCAACCAACAUAAUUAUUUCUUUUUUUUUUUUUUUUAGAUCUUCAAUCAACCAGCUGCGACCAUUUCACCUCCAACAGUCAUGUACAGCUCCAGCUACUCCCAGGCCAAGCUUGGCCUGGAUGCAAGGGGGGCCCUGCACAAGUCCAAAGGAAAGAGCUGUGGCUACUACAUGAGGAUUGUCUUCUUCUUUUCCUCCUUGAUCCAGUCUCUGAUCAUCGUGAGUCUGGUGCUCUUCCUCAUCUAUGGACAGCCAGAGAAGUCUGCAGGGGAGAAGAUGGUCAAGGACCUGGAGCUGAAUUUCAACCAGCUGGGUGACCAAAACGUCCAGCUGAGGAAGGAGAAAGGCGAACUGGGAGCACAGCUGGCAGCUCGCACCACUGAGAAAGCUGCACUGGAGAAAGAUCUGGCGAAACUCAAAACGGAUUGCAACAGCACAGAAACGCUGCUAAAAGUGAAAUUAGCAAACUGUGUGAGAACGAGUGCAACAACACUCAGCAUGGUUCGGCGUCCCACUCCUCCAAUCCAGGUUCCCUUUGUUCCACCUCCCAAUAAUGAAAUGAGGACCUUGCAGAGCCUCAGCGCUCAGCAGACGGCUAUGAUAGAUCUCAUUAAAUCAAACUUCAGUCAGACGGUCCAGUACCUGGUCCAGGAGAGAGACAACGCCCUCAAAGACAGAGACACGCACCACCAGGAUGUCAUCACCCUGCGCAGGGACAACACCGUGCUGAAAGAGCAGCUCUCCACCUACACCAGGAAGUGCAAGGAAGACUUUGCUCAGUCGUUGGACGGCAUCUCGGCGGUGGCCCGGGACUUUCUGAACCGCAUCAACAACCUGUUUCCCCACCAGCUGACCUUUCACCUCACCUGUAACAGUCAGCAGGAGCAGAUGGAGAAGAUAAAAAACAGCUGCACAAACCUGUCCAGAGACGUGGAGAACAAGUUCCAGGUGUAUCUGGACAACGUGGGCAACAAGGUUGCAGAGAUCCAAGCCCUGUCCAGUCGCCUGGAAGUGCAGCAUUUACACUUGACGUCUGACCUGCAGCAGUGCGAACGUGAUCGCAGGGAGAAGCUCGCUGAGGCGGCCAGACAGGUGCAGCACAAGCAGAAGACUCACGAUGACCAGGUGGAAAGAUUACUGAUGGAGCAGAACCGCAUGAGAAACGAGAAGAGGCUGCUGGAAGACAGCGUGGCCCUGAAAGAGAAACAACUGAAGACGCUCCAGCAAAUGGCACCAGCCCAACCCGGUUCAAAGUUUGGCGUUGCUAACGUGGUCGCCUCACAGCAGGACAGACAGACUGUACCUAACUGGCCCUCUGCUGGUGCACACGGCAUCAGCAAAACCCCAACGGGGAGAUGAAAUGAACCUGAAGGAACCAGAGGUGCAUCAACAAGUGCAAAUAAAUGUAUAUAUUCCAAACACAGUACACUUCAUCAGACACUGUAAAUACUAACGACUCAAUGAUGACACCGUUACUGCUGUAGGUUCGUGCAUGCUUUGUUUAGCUCUGUUUCCAACUAAAGAUUCAUUUGUGUUUUACUCCCAUCUGAGUUAAAAUGGUGACUGUGAAAAGAAGAAAAAAGUCUUGCUUUUUCCUCAGGUAAAUGUAAAAAAAAAAAAAUAAUGUCCAUGACACUGGUGUAAAUAUUUUCUCCUGUGUGUCACUCACUGUGGUUUAUGUAGAAACCCAACACUGGAAAAUCAUUUUAUUGCAAUAGAAUUAAAAAUAAAGUUAAGAAAACAAAACUA
Molecule: messenger RNA, 1889 nt
Organism: Solea solea (common sole)
Lineage: Eukaryota; Metazoa; Chordata; Actinopteri; Pleuronectiformes; Soleidae
Gene: plvapb
Product: plasmalemma vesicle associated protein b
Exons: 9
Coding region: 222-1499 (425 amino acids)
Biological process (GO): regulation of vascular permeability; positive regulation of cellular extravasation
Cellular component (GO): caveola
Source: RefSeq, a predicted model, not a curated record